Messenger RNA from Cavia porcellus (domestic guinea pig), 4001 nucleotides. It is a transcript of the gene Tspan11, whose product is annotated as tetraspanin 11. The transcript has 9 exons. Lineage: Eukaryota; Metazoa; Chordata; Mammalia; Rodentia; Caviidae. The record is from RefSeq and is a predicted model, not a curated record. Gene Ontology annotation, cellular component: plasma membrane. The coding region runs from base 32 to 1033 and encodes 333 amino acids.
UCUGGGCCCCAGAAAUGAAAAAUCAGGGGAGAUGCAUGGAGGGAUGAGCAGAGCACCUCGGCAGCUCCAAAAGAGCCCACUCAACUCAGCGGCGGCGGCAGGAAGAUGUGGGCUCGGGGCUGCGCUCCCCCGCCCCAUCCCGCCUCGGCAGGCGGGAAGGGGCGCGGCCCGCGGGCGGUGGGCGGUGUCUGCUCAGCCCCAGCCCCAGGCCCAGCCCCAGCCCAGCGUUCCUGGCUCCGGCUCUUUGCUGCUUGCUGUGCCGGCCGGCCUGGUGAUCAUGGCCCAUUUCAAGAGCGAACAGGAUGACUGGCUGGUCGUCUACCUGAAGUAUUUGCUCUUUGUCUUCAACUUCUUCUUCUGGGCAGGUGGGGCAGCUGUCAUGGCCGUGGGUGUCUGGACCCUCACAGAGAAGAGCGGCUACCUCGGUGUCUUGGCCUCCAGCACCUUCGCUGCCUCGGCCUACAUCCUCAUCUCCGCGGGCACUCUGGUCAUGGUGACUGGCUUCCUGGGCUGUGGCGCCAUCCUCCGGGAGCAGAGGGGCUGCCUCUCCAUGUACUUCUGCCUGCUGUUUGUCAUUUUCCUCGUGGAGCUGGUGGCAGGAGUCCUGGCCCAUGUGUACUACCAGAGGCUGAGUGACGAACUGAAGCAGCACCUGAACCGCACCUUGGCGGAGAACUACGGGCAGCCCAGGGCAGCGGAGAUCACCGCCUCGGUGGAUCGUCUGCAGCAGGACUUCAAGUGCUGUGGGAGCAACGGCUCAGCGGACUGGCAGCACAGUGCCUACAUCCAGUCCCAGGAGGCCCAGGGCCGCCGGGUGCCCGACAGCUGCUGCAAGACGGUGGUGGCACGCUGUGGCCAGCGAGUGCACCCCUCCAACAUCUACAAGGUGGAGGGAGGCUGCAUCACCAAGUUGGAGCAGUUCCUGGCUGAUCAUCUGCUGCUCAUGGGGGCAGUGGGCAUCGGGGUGGCCUGCAUGCAGCUGGACCCCAUGGUCAGUCUCUCCCCAGAGAACACUGGACAGCUUGAACUGUGAGAUGAAGGGGCCUAGGAGGAGUGUGAAUGUGGGCGCAGAUCUGUGGGAUGAUUCUCACCUGCUGUUUGCACCAGAGACUCCAGCGGCAUUUUUAUUAAAGGCCAACUCUGUCCGCUUCUGACUCCUCUCACCGAGACCAGGCCUGCAGACACAGCUCUAGCCCAACUGGGGCCACAGACUCCUCCCAUGAGCCCACCAAGUGCCUAAGCCAGGCGAGGACCUUCUACUUCUUUGUACUCACUGCCCAAGUCCUGGGCAGUAAUGACCCUGCCAAGAGACAGCCAGACCCCUUCCCCAGCAUGGGCACCCUGGACUGCAGAAGGGUGAGGGCUGGGUGCUUGGCCUCCUCCCAGCGCUGGAACCUGGAAUGCAGGACUGAAAACAGAGCCCCUGUGUUGGCCAGCAGAUGACCUUGGCCCUCACCUGCUCUACCGCCACAGUAGCACCAUGGUGGGUCAGGGAGAGUAGGCUCAAGCCAGCUCUUGGAUUUGCCCACACUAUGUCACCUGGAGAGCAGUGACCUGCCCACUGUCUUCUGAGAGGCCUCCAUGUCAGUGAAGCCUCGGCUGCCAGGCAGGAGCAGGGGCCAAGCUGGCCACAGCAUCAUGUGCCAUACCAGGGAGAGAGCCCUGCACAGGCACCCCAGAGACACAGCCUGAGCCCCUCCAUCCUUUCCCCUAAGGACUGCUUUGUUCAAGGCCAGAUUAUCAGGAUUGCUGGGUUAUAAAUGUUAUUAGAUGUAAAAGUCCUCCCCCAGUGGACCAAAUCCCAGCCUGCAAAGUUGGAACAGAAACCCUGAGAAGGAGGAGCUUUGGGUAGAGGGGCUCCCCACACCCUGCUUUUCCUGGGGUGCUCUCUCCCUAACCAUGUUGGCCGUGCUCAACUUCCUUUUCUAUCAUCGCAGAGUGGACACUGUCCCUUCAUUUGGUUCUCUUUCAUCGCUGAAGGAAGCAGGAAGUUUCCUGAAGAGACCCUCCCAAACUGUAAGCGAGAACAGAAGGAAAAUACUAGAACACAUAGGAGUAGAACAGGUGUCAACUCAGACCAUAGCCUCGAGCGUCCUCCAAGUAACUGUUUCUUGGGCAGCUUCUAACAUGAGAAUCCCACUCCGGGCUUCCAUCUUUCCUGAGUCCUGCACUUCUCUCCAUGGUGGGGAUGUGUUUACCUUCCCCACAUGGAUGAUGGCACUAUGCCAUGCUGAGGUGAGGCCAAGGGAAGUCAUGCCUCACCCUACCUGACCCAGUUCUGUCUGGUGAGCACAGCUCUGAUGCCCUGGCUCAGACCAAGGGAAGGUGCCCGCUUCCACACUCACAGCUGUCACCAGCACAGCCCUGAGUGGCUCAGAAACUCAGUGUCUCCAGAGCAGGAAGUAGCCAUGGGUAAAGAGGGACCCUCCAAAGGCUUCCUGACACCUGGACUGGCUUCUCUCUAUAGAAGGCCAGGAGAUGCCGAUGAAAAUUUGUUCAAAAGAAGAUGGGCUUCUCCAGUAGCCCCAGUCUGUACUACAGCCAAGGGAAAUGGUGGAACGUGAUCAUCCCACUUGUCCUCCAACUUCCUGGAGUUCGAGCAGAUUGUUCACAACCACCAUGGCUCCCAGCCUGCAGAGGAAACUUGCCUAUCGGGAAGCUCUUUCUGCAGAAGCCCCAAGGGAGGUAGCAGUGGAGAGGGAGAUGCCAAGCCUUUCAUGGCCGCCCUAAGAGUCUCCCUGCAUUCUCCAGGGCAUGGGGGACAGAGCUGACAGGCAGGCACUUGCAUAGCCUUGUCACCAAGGCAGGGCAGGAACACCUCACUGGUCAGCUCUAGCCCCACAUGUUGAGUCAGCUGGCCUGACUGGGGACAAAAUUAGCUGAGUCCUGCCCUGGGCACCAUUGGCUCUCACAGAGUUAGAGCAGGUAGGGGGCUGGUUAGAGAGGGUGUCUUGGGUGGUAGUGUGGACAUUGUGCCUUUAGAUAAAGACUUUUUCUGUCCGUUCUCCCUGCUCCCUACACACACAUUAUUGCUGGGCUCUUGGGUAAGAAUGGUGUGACAAGGCCACUCUGGUCCUAGAAUGUGUCGCUCUGGGACUCCCUCAAGGUUCUGAGUAGGGAGAGUGAAUUGAAAGGGUUACAUUCAGCACCUGCCCCACUGCCAGCCUUGCAAACUGCCUGCCUAUGGACAGGCCACAAUGAGCCUGGGAAGGAGACUGGGCAAAAACAGCAGUACUGCAGGUGGACGCUGGGUGGCGCUCACGUCCGUGGCAGAUGGUAGUGAUCAGUAUCUGGCCCAGUUGUUUAAUUUGCUGGUAUUUGGUAUUUAUUUAGGGGCUUUUCCAGAGACGGAGUCUAACAGUUCCCAAGGGUGCUGGUGCCACUGGCCCUGAAACCAUACUUUGAGGUUCGCUGCUUUGGACCACACCACAAAGGAGUCAUUGCCACAUGCCCUCAGAUGUCACAACCUUAGAGGACAAAAGCCUCCCCAGUUGCUUGGUUCUUCUUGCAGAAGUUUGACGCUGUUCCCACUGUCGUUGCACUGUGGGUGGGGCAAAAGGAAGUGCAGCUCAGUCUACCUGUGCGUCCUUACAGCCCCUGCCCUGGUGGGCUGUGACUUUGCCAGUGGACCUCCCCGCUCUCCCACCACCAUCCAUCUAUGUGCCUUAAGUCAACCCUUCUGUGUCCUUUUCAUUCCCGUUUCUAUUCCAGCACAAUGCUCAGCCCUGUACUCAGAGUCCUCCCUCCUGUGAUACUCGCCCCUCCCCCCGCCAUCUUGCACAGUGCCACCAGGAAUGCCAGGCAGCCCUACAGGCUGGAGGUCACCUGGGCCCUGGAACUACUGGCUGUGGAGCGGGUCAUCACAUACAGUACGAAUGAAGAAGUUGCCUUCCCCUACUGCAUGUAGGGAAACUACUCUCACUGCAAACCUGGCCUUCCCUUGCUGGUCUGUGUAAGCUUGAAGUGCUAAGGGCAUGGUAAUAAAGGAAUUAUAUCUAGGA